This is a messenger RNA of Danio rerio (zebrafish), 4534 nucleotides long. Lineage: Eukaryota; Metazoa; Chordata; Actinopteri; Cypriniformes; Danionidae. The record is from RefSeq and is a predicted model, not a curated record.
GUUCGGCUUUUUCCGGCUGCAGUCGGCUCAGGGAAUGCAGACGCCGAAGCAUGCAGACUGUAGUGUAGCCAGACUGGCACAUAAAAGGGGGGAAAGGGGAUAAACAGCUCCAGCGACCGGCUAGAAGCAGCGGCGACCGACAAAAGCGGCAGGUAGACGUUGUCGCAUUCCAUGACAGUGACUGGGCGGACCUAAACUGUCUCCCACCGGCCCGUAGAGCUCAUUUAACACAUGAACAAGGAGAAAUACUGGCAAAUGUCAAUAAUAGGAGUCAAGCGAGCGGCUUGUGAGGGAUCAGAGCUCUGAGACUGGCUGGCGGAGCCCCGUUAAGACGCACAAGCGGAUUAGGACUCGCGAGCAGGUGCCUUUGUUGGCUCGCGCCGUUGCCAGUGGAGACCCGCAGUAGCCCGACGCGCUUCUGUAAAAUUAAUGCCUGCAAAUGAGCGUCUCUUCAGUGCACGGAGGAUAACACGCGUCUGACAGUUCUAGGAGUUUUUAACCAAUGCAAGUCCCGGCACCAUGUUCUACGGUUCCUCAUCUGCCAGCAUGUCUCUGCCCUCCAAGAACCGCCUGAAGCGCCAGAGUCGCACUUUUACGCAGGUUCUGUACCGGACACUGAGUUACCGGGACCGCCGCUCUGUGACCGACUUACCUGAGCAGGUGCGUGAUGAUCCAGCGGAGCUCUCCACCCAAUCCUCCGCCCCAGGUGUGCUGAAGAUAUUUGGUGAUGAAAUCAGUGCCGGCGCCAAUUACAAAAGUGUUCUUGCUACACCUCGCUCCAGCGCCCAAGAGCUGAUCAAAGAGGCGCUUGAGCGUUACUCUCUGAACAAGACCUCUGCCUGUAAUUUUGUGUUGUGUGAUGUGAUCGGACGGUUUGAGGGUCCUGACCGGCGGUGGCGGACUGAGUGUCUUCGGGCGCUGGGAAACAAUGAAAAGCCCCUUCUCCUGCAGGACCUCUGGAAGCCGAAGGAAGGUUUCUCCCGCCGCUUUGAGCUCAGACGGAGAGCUGAAGUAGAGGAGCUGGCAGCAAAAGAGAAGGACACAGUCACCGCAGGGACCCACACAAACUCACCUGUACUAUCUGCAACCUUGAGUAGAAGUGGGCAUGGUAGAUGCCAGCGGAGCUCCCCCCGGGGCUGGCGCUUGAUUCAGCCCUGUACAACUUUUGUUAAAGAUAUCAAUGCGCAAGCGAGGAAGCUGCAGAGAAACCGAGCCAAAGGAACGAUGACUCUCCAGCACGGCUCCUCGUUCUGCCGCAGCCUCAGUGAAACCAGCCUUAACCUGGUGGGUUUGCCUGGUGAAGAACCCAAACGCUACUACUCCACCCUCCCUGGACCCAUCAGGACACGCUCCGCACGGGACUCUGAGAUCCGCAAAGAGAGAGAUGGAGGAGGAGUAAAGCACUCGCUCUACCAGUCGCCACACCUGCUGCUCCUUCAGGGCUACAACCAACAGGAUUGCCUGGUUUACCUGUUGAACCGAGAGCAGCACACAGUUGGUCAGGAAACAGCAUCAGCACGGCCAAAUAUCUGCCUGUCAUCUCCGGAUGUGCUUCCACUUCACUGCCGAAUUCGUCGUGCUGCGCAAAGGCGCUCUUCCCCAGACCAGCGGCUUCUCCUGGAGCCCGUUGCUCAUGGGAAUGUGUUGGUAAACUUCAUGCGAAUUGAGCGUCCCACACCCCUCCGUCACGGGGAUUUGCUGUCCUUUGGUGCUCAUUACAUUUUCCUGUACAAAGAUCCUCUGAGUGCUAAACCUCUCCCUGCCCAAACUCUCACCAGACUUCGUACCCUAGCAAAACUCUGCGAUGGUGAGUCUGGAGGUUUGCCUGAGAAAGGAGAUGCUUGUCGAAUGUGUGGAGCUGUUUUACACGAACCGGCAGCAUCCUCUAGACGUAGCUCUAAAGCUCCAGCACGAGGGUCACAGAAACGAAAGCUGGCGCUGGAAUUUGAGCGGGCUCACGAGGACGCACUGGUGAACCGGGUGCUGACGCUCAUCGAGCCCAGCGGGGACGACCACAAGCUGACACCAGCAUAUUUGCUUUGUCUAUGCAUCAAGCACUCAGCGAAUACAUUUCCACCCGGCAGCUUCGGCAAACUCUUACAGAAAAUCGCCAAGAGGAUUCAGACCAUAGCAUGGGAGAAGACAAAGGAGUUGGCACAGAAGCAAGCUCAGCAUCAAGAUCCUGCCUCGCUGUCUCUGCUCAGCAUCUCAGACCUCGUACCAGAUCUCCAGUUCAUUUUCUUCUGGAUGUCCAAUGCCAUCGAAAUACUGUAUUUUAUCCAGCAGAAAUCACCUGCGUACAUGCAGACUAUUGAGCUCAUGGACGAUAAAGCAGGAUCCAAAGAAUCUCUCCUCUCAGCAACAAUAUCAGCAAAUGAAGAGGCGAUGACCAUACUGGAGGAAGUGAUCAUGUACACCUUUCAGCAGUGUGUCUACUACAUCACUAAGACGUUGUAUGUGGUGCUGCCGGGCCUGUUGGACUGUAACCCAUUUGGGACGGAGCCUUCAUCAGAGCAGUGCCGGCGGGCUGCAGGAGUGUGUGUGUGUGCAGUGUGUGUGAUGCCAGAAGCCGUUCGCAGGGUGGUCAGUGUGUUUCAAACCACAUCAGACCUGCUCCAGCAGUACCAGGUUCAUUCAGAGAUUCAGAGUCAGAUGUUCGCCUACCUCUUCUUCUUCACCAACGUCUCGCUCUUUAAUCAACUCAUCGAUAAAGGUCCCGCUCGUGGCUGGUUUCAGCGCUCUCGUGUCCUGCAGAUCCAGGCGAGUGUGAAGAUUUUGUUAGACUGGGCUAAAGGAGCAGGUCAUAAUCAUCUUGCACAGAAAUUCUUUGCUAAAUUCUGUAGCACAGUGACCAUCCUGGCCUCGCCUCCACAGCAGCUUUCACAGAUGAGCUGGAAAGCCUUAUGUGCAGAGCAUCCGUCUCUAAAGCCUGUCCAGCUUCACAGAAUCCUCACUCAAUACCAGCUCAUGGCUGAACUUGGGCCUCUACCAAUCUGGCAACCCAGCAGUGAAGAUGAGGCCUAUAUCUACAGAACAGUUGAUCUACUGGAGAGCUUUGAGAAUCACCCUCCUAUUGUGCUGCCAAGUGCUGGGUUUAAGGUGGAUUUGGAGAGUGACUGUGUGGAGGACAGUAUUUAUCGUCAGCUGCUUUACGUUCGUCACUUUGUUUGGGGGCUUCGCACUAAAACUCAUCCAUCUAAUGGCUGUACAGACCGACAGGAUGCCCAGCGUGAGCCUCCGCAGCCUCACUCCAGUCCUCAUCCGGCUCCAUCUGUCCGCGGGGAAGGAGAAGGCGAGGUGCGCAGCUCCUCCACGACUCUUGGAGGAAGAGGAGAAGGAGCAGGAGCCGAAGACCGAACACGGGACAAACCAACACACGGCAUUCACUACAGAAACGGCUCCGGCGCCCGUUAUGCCAACCAAAGCCAAGCCACAGACUCUUCCUGUAUACUGACUCCACCAAACACCCCGCUCUAUCCGGAACACACGUACAUACAGUCCAACACAGCGCACUACCCGGAGCAUGCUUCACAAGAGCACACACAUACACACUCGCACACUAAGACCAAUGGUUGCAUGCGUUCUACUCCUGAGCACAAGAAAAUCAAUGGCUUCAUCAGCAAUGGCAUUGAAGGCCCUUUGAGUGGUUGUGGUUUUCCUUUCCCUGUCCCUGUGUCUCAUCUGGGCCCAAAGUCUGAUGAUAUCUGUUCCGUCUUUGUAGUGGACCUGGAUAAAGGACCGUACGGCCUGGGAAUGGGACUGAUCGAUGGACUUCACACCCCUCUGAACUCUCCUGGAAUCUACAUCAGGACUCUGAUUCCAGAUGGACCUGCUGCUGCAGAUGGACGACUCUGCAUCGGUGACAGGAUCCUGGCAGUGAACGGAACCAGUCUCAUUGGAGCAGACUAUCAGAGUGCUGUGGAUUUGAUUCGUCUGGGGGGAGGACGGCUCCGGUUUCUUGUCGCCAAAUCAGAUCUCGAAGUAUCAGAGAAGAUCAGUGCCUCUUCCUGCUGAGAGAGAGGCUGCAAGUGUGACCCUCUACCUAGACGAAAUAUGAGGAGGACAGAGAGUCCUCAGUCUCGAGACUGGAGAACAAGCACACUAUAGGACCUCUCAGCGCCUACAGCCCCUCUGUCUCUUACACAGCCCUGUACAAUACUGCACUCAAUCAGAAAAACAAACAGAACAACAUCUCUGUCUUUACCUCUUAACCAGUCUGGUUUUGUCUCUUGAAUGUCAAGGAAUAUUGAAGAGGAAUGUGUUUGUGCACAUUAUAUGGCUAAUACUAGAUAAACCGUAGGUCUCAAACGCGAUACUUGGAGGGCCGCAGCUCUGCACUGUUUUGCUCCAAACCUAAUCUAACACAGCUGAUCCAACUAAUCAAGGGCUGCAUCCGACAUCGCCUACUACUCAGUAGAUACUACAUUUGAAUUUAAGUGCACUACUUGAAUGUUCUAUACAGUAUGAAUGUGAGCGGUAUGAAUGGAACUCACGUACUACAUCCGCCAUUUUAUCAUGACCGCAUGACCUACUG